UCUCAGAUUAUCAUGGCGGCCGGAGGGGCUGGUGUGGAUGUGGGAACGGCUGCGACCCCUUUGCAGGGCUGGGAACGGGAAAGCGCGGCCAGAGAGGCGGCGGAAGGCGUGAAAGCUGGGACGUGCACCAUCUUAGAUGUUGUAGAAACCUUGGGAUCUCCUCUUGAGAAUGCAGACCCUCGGAUGCGUACACGAGGCAUCCAGAUGCUCUCCGAAGUCCUCCUGCAGUGCUAUUUCCUACUCCAAGAGCAGGAAGUGACCCAUCUUGUCUUGUUCUAUGAGAACCGGCUGAAAGAUCAUCACCUUGUCAUUCCCUCUGUGCUGCAAGGACUCAAAGCUCUGAGUAUGUCUGCAGUGUUGUCUCCAGGCCUGGCAGUGUCUGUUCUCAAAGCCAUCUUCCAGGAGGUUCAUGUCCAGUCUUUGCUGCAACUGGAUCGCCAUACAGUCUACAGUAUUAUCACUAACUUCAUGAGCAGCCGAGAGGCAGAGCUGAAAAGUUUGGGUGCUGAUUUCACCUUUGGCUUCAUCCAGGUGAUGGAUGGGGAGAAGGACCCACGCAACCUGCUAAUAGCCUUCCAGAUUGUCAGAGAUAUCAUUGUGAAGGGCUAUGUGCUAGGGCCCUUCGCAGAGGAGCUGUUUGAGGUUACUUCCUGCUAUUUUCCCAUCGACUUUACACCUCCCCCCAAUGAUCCUCAUGGAAUCCAGAGAGGAGACUUGAUUGUCAGCCUGCGGGCAGUGCUGACCUCCACCCCCGUGUUUGCUGAGUUCCUGCUCCCCUUGCUCAUUGAGAAAAUGGACUCUGAUGUACAAAGUGCCAAGCUGGACUCUCUACAAACCCUGAAUGCUGCCUGCAUGAUCUACGGACAGAAAGAACUGAAGGAAUUCCUCCCUAGCCUCUGGUCAUCCCUGCGCAGAGAGGUGUUCCAGACAGCAAGUGAGAAGAUUGAAGCAGAAGGUCUGUCCGCUUUGCGUGCUCUGUCAACAUGUCUGUCCCGCUUGGUGCUCAGUUCCGAUGAUGAUGAUCUGCUCGAUUCCUUUCUUAGAAGUGUUCUGCAAGAUUGCAGACACCAUCUGUGUGAGCCUGAUAUGAAGCUGGUGUGGCCGAGUGCCAAGCUCUUGCAAGCAGCUGCAGGUGCCUCUUUGCGGGCCUAUUACCAGAUCACGAGUGUCGUACUUCCCUUGCUGGUGGAACAGUAUACCAAACAUGUGCAGAGUAGCCAGCACAGGACAAUCUUGGAGGUGCUACUUGGUUUCUUGGAGUUGCGGCAGAAGUGGGGUCCUGAGGAGGAAGACAAGAGUCCGCUGCUUUGCUCGAAAGACUCUCUGUGUUCCAUGGUGUUCUCUGCCCUUAACGAGCCCAAUGUGCAGCUUCAAUUAGUUGGGAUCCGAACUCUGACCUUUCUAGGAUCACUACAAGGGCUCCUGACCCUCCCAGAUGUGGAGAAGCUUGUGGACCACCUUGCACAGUUCAUCCUGCAUGAGGAGGAUUCCCAAACCAGCUUAGCAGCUAUGGAGGCUGCUGGCACCCUGGCUCCUCUCUACCCAGAGGCCUUCAGCAGGUGCUUGGUUCGGAGGCUUUCAGAAGGGUUGUAUUCAGAACUUCAAGAGGGCAGCCCUCCGUCCCAGCAGGAACAUUGCUUGCAGGCCCUGGCAGCAGUGUCCACUCACCCCAGUAUAGUGAGGGAGACUGUUCCAGUCCUCCUGCAGCACCUCCAGCAGGUUCAGAAAGGCCAAAUGCCAGCAGACAUCCAGUCUGUGGUGUCUGUGUGCCAGAGCCUGCAGCAAGUGGCAUUGCAGUGCCAGCAAGAUGCUCAGAGCUAUUGGUACUUUCACCAGGCUGUGGUGCCCUGCUUGGUGGGCUUAGCAGUGCAGGCUGCUAUGCAAGAGAAUUCCCACACAACAGUAAGCAAACUGCUACUGAAGGAGGAAGCCUUAUCAGCCAUGGUACUGGUCAUCAGUGCUGCCUGUAUGCACUUAAGCCCAGAGCUGGCUGCCCAGAGUGUCUCCAAAGUGGUACCCCUCUUCCUAGACGGAGAGCUCUCCUUCCUGCCUGGAAACAGCUUUGCCAGCACUUUCCAGCCCUUCCAGGAUGGGCAGUGUCCAACGGCAAACCAGAGAAGACUUGUUGCUCUCCUCAUGGCCUUUGUCUGCUCGCUGCCAAGAAAUGUUCCAAUUCCUAAGCAGGACCGGUUGCUUUGUGAGCUGCUAGCCCUGAGCUGUUCCUGUGACUGCUCCUUCACUGCCACUUCUGCUGCCAAAUGCUUUGCAGGACUGGUUAACAAACAUCCAGCAGGGCCUGACUUAGAUCAGCUCUUGGGAAUAGCCGUGAACAAGCUGGAGCAAGGCCUGAAGGAGGGUCCCUAUCAAAGCCAGGCCCUCACUCUGCUGCUGUGGGUAAGUUUGUGCCAUUUUGCCCCAACCUCUCUGCAAGUAAUAGAGUUUAGUGUGCCAUUUUUCCCCCUGCAGGUGAGCAAGGCUUUGUUGCUGCGCUACCACCCACUAACCACACAACUGACCGACAAGCUUCUCGUGCUCUUAGGGGACACAGUCCUUGGCCCUGCAGUGGGCGAUGGCUUUGCCUUGCUCAUGGCCGACUCCCCGGAUGUGCUGGGCAAGAGCUGCCAUGCUGAGGUGCGCCUCAUGUUCCGCCAGCGCUUCUUCACAGAAUGCGUGCCACAGUUGGUGAAAGGUUUCCACACAGCUGCCCCUGGUGUGAAAGCAAAUUACCUGAAAGGCCUUUCUCACAUACUGAACCACCUGCCCAAGCCAGUGCUAGUGACAGAGUUGCCUACGUUGCUGCCUCUGUUGGUGGAAGCUCUGUCAUGUCCUGACCGUGUGGUUCAGCUAUCAACUUUGCACUGUCUGCAGCCAUUAUUGCUUGAUGCACCCCAUGUAAUGAGUCUGCAUAUUGACACGCUUGUGGGGAAAUUCCUCAGUUUGACCGACAGCCCUGCCAUGACAAUCCGCAUUUCUGCACUUCAGUGCCUCCAUGCACUUGCCUCCUUCCCCACGCCAGUGGUGAUCCCCUGCAGACCACGGGUAAUUAAGGCACUGGCCAAACCUUUGGAUGACAAGAAGCGGCUGGUGAGGAAGGAGGCUGUGACAGCACGAGGAGAAUGGUUUCUGCUCGGAACACCUGGCAGGUGAAGGUUCACAUUUCAAAUCCCGAUGGACAAUCUCACCUGCCUCUGCUCACCUGCCAAGCCAUCUGCCUGGAUGUCCUAGGGCCUCCGCAAGGCUCUAGGCAAACGUGGAGGACUUUUGUGAGCUGGCAGAACCCUAGCCACAAUCUCUGUAUCCGGUAGGAUGAAACAGCCAGCCCUAGUUCCUGCUGCAGCGCAGUAGUGCGUGGAGGUGGCAGGACCCACGCACACCACGCAUGUGGGGCCAGAAGAAUAAACAACUUGUUCGCUAA
Elgaria multicarinata webbii is the source of this 3415-nucleotide messenger RNA. RefSeq names its product MMS19 homolog, cytosolic iron-sulfur assembly component (gene MMS19). The coding region runs from base 13 to 3147 and encodes 1044 amino acids. The transcript has 30 exons. Lineage: Eukaryota; Metazoa; Chordata; Lepidosauria; Squamata; Anguidae. The record is from RefSeq and is a predicted model, not a curated record. Gene Ontology annotation, biological process: iron-sulfur cluster assembly. Gene Ontology annotation, cellular component: MMXD complex; cytosolic [4Fe-4S] assembly targeting complex.